GGAAGACCUUUCUAAAUGUUUUUAGAAGAUUUUGAUCUUGUGAUCACCAUUUAAGUUUGAUUUGAGGCCAUUUAACAAUGUGAUAAUGGUCAGUUUGGCACCAGAGAGCAGUAGCAGACGAAUGAGCACGGGUGGCCACUUUUUCAAUGCGGACUCCAUCAACAACAGCUCAGAAGAGAUGUUCUCAGAGUAUACGACGUUGAACACGGAGGUUGAACCUCAGAUCAGAUCGAUCAACACGCCAUGGGCGAUCGUGUUACAGUUGGGCGUCAUCCUGAUGAUGGAGAUAGCUGUCUUCGUCGUCCCAGUGAUUUGCCAUCUCAGUUCAUCGUCGGCCUGUAUCAUUGAUGACUUCUCCAUUCUCAUUUACGUGCAUGCUGGAGUUUGGAUCAUAAGUCUCGCCAUCGACCGCUACGUCAGACGUCAACACUAUUUUUCCCGCCGGAAUGGCUACCUGGAGUUCUAUAGAAUCACACGGCAUAUUCGUCGGUCGGCGUUUGUUGUGCUGUCUGGAGGUAAUGUGGUUUUGACUGUUCUGAUGGCAGCCAUCCAGGAUGCCUGUAAAGGGAAGUCGCCGUGCGAAGCCAUCGGGAUUGAGCGCUGCCAUUACCUCCAAAUACUCAUCUCCUUAGAAACUGCCAUCAUUUUGCCUUUAUAUGCUAUUUACCUUGUGCGGACGUGUAAGUUCAAUCGGAUGAGAGCAGCGCCUGACGCAUGUCAAGAUGAAAUAAUGACCAGUUUCCUUGUGACGCAGUCUCAUACCUCAGAGGUGGGCUUUAGAGAUGAGGAUUACCUGGAUGAGGUUUUAGAAAAGCAAGGCGACAUGAUACGCUAUCUACGACAGCACAACGCAAACCUCGGCAAGAAAAUCCUCAAACUUACGGCAGAAGUGAACAAUCGGCCGAGAUAGUGUGACGAUGAUGUGAAAGGAUGGUGUCAAUAAGCUCUGGGGUCUGCCCCAGGUACAGGGCCAGGGGUCGUGGAUGAUGGAAUGGAGCAGUUGCAGCCUGAAAAUAGAAUGAGAAUGAUGAUGUGGUCUGGUGGUCCCAGUAUCAACCCUGACUGCAGAUGAUUUUGUGACCUUUACUAUAGUAGGGCGCUUUCCUUGAUAUGUGAACUGGUGCUUAUAGUAUCUCCCCUUGAAAGCAGAUGAUCUGUAUGACCUUUGGCAGGUCACUUUCCUAAAUGUCAUCGUGUGGUCGUAGUAUCUGCUCCUAAAAGCAGAUGAUCUGUGUGACCUUUGGCAGGGUGCUUUCCUUGAUGAUGUGAUCUUGUAAUCAUACUAUCUAUGCUAGAAAUCAGGAAUCAGUUAGCGAAGGCUAAGGUCUGUAAGACGAAAGAGAAUGAAUAGCUAGGCCUAUGCGUAUCCCAACCAUAGCCUUCCAAGAAACGGAAAUAGGUAACUGAGGUGAGUAGAAUCGAGAAUAAGGAACCAGAAACAAGUAGCCAACUUCAACUUGGUCUAAGCAAUCAGAUAUUAGUUCCUAUACUUAACACUGCAUGGCAGCACCAGUGUCGGUCCGCUCGAUGUAGGUCAUGUCAGAUAUUAGUUCCUAUACUUAACACUGCAUGGCAGCACCAGUGUCGGUCCGCUCGAUGUAGGUCAUGUGGUGAAGCGAUCAGAUAUUAGUUCCUAUACUUAACACUGCAUGGCAGCACCAGUGUCGGUCCGCUCGAUGUAGGUCAUGUGGUGAAGCGAUCAGAUAUUAGUUCCUAUACUUAACACUGCAUGGCAGCACCAGUGUCGGUCUGCUUAAUUGUUCGGGUCUGGGUAUCAACAUAGUGAAUGGUCGUUCUGGUCAAGAUGAAGGUGUAGGAAAAACCACCUGCGCUGAUUGUUCAGUCAUAGAUUAUUUUCUCCUCACAACUGAUUUAUUUAGUUUUGUACAAGAUUUUUUUGUCGGCGAUUUUAACGGUAUGUUUUCUGAUAAGCAUUGCCCUGUAAGUUUGGUUUGUAAUUGGUGUGGCGAUUAUAGGAAUGAGCAAAAUUUAGCUAUAGAAAGUGAUGAAGUCGUUCCAAAACCAUGGUGUGAUGAAAAAAAGGAUGUCUUUAUGCAACAUUUAGACAGGAGGGUGAUAGACGAAAUAACCAAAUGGACCCAGGAUGUUGGUACUGGUGAUUUAACUGUUGAUCAGAUUGACAAUGUGCUAGAAAAAUAUCAGUCAGUACUGAUUGGUAGUGCUGUUGAAACAUUCGGUGUAAAAGGGAAUAAUAGGAGACAUAGACCUGACAUUUUAAAAAGGAAACCUUGGUAUAAUGAAGAGUGCAGAUUACAGAAAAGUGCUUUUAAUCGUGCCCGGAAGCGUUUUAGAAAUGUUAAGUCGCAUGCAAAUAGGACCCAAAUGAAAAACGAGAGAAAACAGUACAAGAAGUUACUAAAGACCAGUUUACAUAGGUAUAAUCUGAGUAGAAUAGAGGAUCUGAAACAGUUGAAAGACCACGAGUCUCACAAAUUUUGGAAGAUGUUGAAUGUUAGGGGAAAUGAACAAGAUAGAAUACCUGAUAAUAUGCUCGACACUUUACAAAAUCAUUUUAAAGAAUUAAAUGCUGGGAAUGUGGCCGACGAAAGUUUCGAGAUGACUACUGAGCAGAUAAACAGGGGAGAUGAAGUGUUGAAUAGGCAGAUAGAGAGGGGGGAAAUUUUGACCCAAAUAAGAAAAUUGAAGCGGAGAAAGGCCAGUGGAGUUGACGGUAUUACAAACGAACUUAUCAUUAACACCGGGGAGUAUUUAAUAGAUUUUUAUUAUAAUUUGUUUAACAUAAUUUUGGACAGUGGAUGCAUACCGACAAAUUGGAUUAAUGGCAUUAUAAAACCAAUCUAUAAGAAAAAGGGUGAUAGAACAAAGGGUGAGAAUUACAGAGGUAUUACUUUAUUAAGCUGUUUAGGUAAAUUGUUCACAGCUAUUUUAAAUAGCAGGUUAGACGAGUAUGUGAAUUUACACGAGGUAUUAGGUGAAGAACAAACAGGUUUCAGAUCAGGUUACUCUACCAUGGACAAUGUUUUUGUUCUGAAGUGUUUGAUUGAUUUGUAUUUGAGUAAGGGCAAACGCUUAUAUGUGGUAUUUAUUGAUUUCAAACAAGCUUUCGAUAAAAUAUGGAGGUUAGGACUUUGGCGUAAACUUAUUGGAAAUGGUAUAAACGGUAAAAUAUUGAAUGUCAUGGUAAAUAUGUAUGAUAAAGCGAAAUCGUGUGUUCAGAUUAACAAUAAUAGAUCAUAUUAUUUUCCGUGUUCCAUAGGGGUUAGGCAGGGCGAAAAUAUGUCGCCACUCUUAUUUGCGUUAUAUCUAAACGAUUUUGAAAUUUUUUUGAACGACCAUGGUUUUAAUGGUCCUUCUGAUUUACAUAUCAAUAGCCGAUGUGAGUUUUUAGACAACUUGGAGAUUUUUUUGAAGCUGGCAAUAUUAUUGUAUGCGGACGAUAUGAUUCUUAUGGCAGAUGAUCCUAACGAGUUACAAAACGCCCUGAACUUAUUGCACGAUUACUGUGAGGAGUGGCAUCUGAUCGUAAAUAUUAAGAAAACCAAGGCAAUGAUUUUUUCUCGGGGAAAGCUUAGAGUAAAUAUACCGGAAUUUAGAUAUAAUGGGGGUAGGGUCGAGUUGGUAGACCAUUUCACAUACUUAGGCGUAACAUUCUCAUAUAAUGGAAAUUUUGCGAGGGCAAUAAAAGAUAGAUAUAAUAAAGGUAUGAAAGCCAUGUUUGGUGUACUGAGAGCGUGUAGAAGACUUUCUCUUACGGUCGAAUUGAGUCUAGACAUAUUUGACAAAGUAGUCACACCAGUUUUGCUAUACGGUAGUGAGGUGUGGGGUAACCAAAACACCGAGUUGCUGGACCGUGUACAAGUUAAAUUUUGCAAAUAUUUGCUACGAUUACCGUUAAGAACUCCUACAGUAAUGGUAAUGGGAGAACUUGGGCGACACUCUUUGAAGAUUCACAUAGCCGUGCGAAUGUUAUCUUUUUGGAACAGACUCAGAAUUGGAAAAACAGAUAAAUGGGCUUAUAUCUUUUAUAACAUAACUAGGGAGCAUUUAGACAAGGGUUAUUUAAACCAAGGCUGGUGUAAAAGUGUGAGAACUGUUCUAGACGGCUGUGGCCUCACUCAAAUUUGGUAUACUCCCGAGGUUUUGUCCCUACGAGAACUGAAAAUUGUAGUUGAACAGAUAAUGAGAGACCAGUGUGAACAACUAUGGAGAAACGAGGUAAAUAACGAUUUCAGAUGUAUAAUUUAUAGAAUGUUUAAACAAAACCUGAAUAUGGAGCCCUAUGUUAAAAAAUUACCAUUAUAUCAAACGGUCAGUAUUUGUAAAUUUCGUACUGGAUCUAUAAAAUUCCCAGAAACAGUAACCAGAAUGUAUAGAAAUGAAACUGCAGAAAAUAUUUGUGGUCUUUGUGACCAGGUUUGUGUAAGAGACGAACUUCAUUAUUUUAUUACGUGUCCGUAUUUCCGUCACAUGCGAGUAAGGUUGUUUCCAAACUUAAAAGAAUUACCUCAGGUUUUUUAUCAUGAAUUUUUCCAUCGCAUUAUGACUAAAUGUUCCCGGGUAAACUUAGACAAUAUUCAUAGUUUUUGUAAAGAAUUCAUCAGCUUGGUCCACCAUAUGUAAAUGUUAAAUCAUGUAACCUCUUAUACCCGAAAGGGUUUUUUGGAGAGAAAUAAAUUAUGUUAAUUAUGUUAUGUUAAUGAAUCACAUGAUACCAGAUGACCCGUCCUGCACAGGCUCAUUUUAACCCUUCAGGGUUCGGAGAUCUGGGAGAAAUAGAAAUGAUGGCUUGGUUGGAUAUGAAAAAAUUAAAGUAACCUGUAUCAAAUCAAUAAUUUGGAGCUUUGCUUUUUAGCUAUAAACAGUGAGCAAGUUUUGUAAAACUAUCCAUUUCGCCAAAAAAUGGCUCGGUAAGGUUGUCAGUUUUUCGCUACGAAUUGCUCGUCCUUGGUCAUACUUUGUCGGAAUCUGGAAAAGACACUUCAGACUUUGAGGUUUGAGAUGAAUAUCAUGUAUAACACUUUGAUCAACUGAUACCACGUUCUGUGAAGUCAGUUAGUCACAUGUGGCCAAUUUUCAGCUAAAUUUUAAAUAAAAAAUAAAAUAGAUUUUUGAA
Molecule: messenger RNA, 5095 nt
Organism: Lineus longissimus
Lineage: Eukaryota; Metazoa; Nemertea; Pilidiophora; Heteronemertea; Lineidae
Product: transmembrane protein 192-like
Exons: 6
Coding region: 86-910 (274 amino acids)
Cellular component (GO): late endosome; lysosomal membrane
Source: RefSeq, a predicted model, not a curated record